GCUCUAGCUCCAUAUGGCUCCUGCUGAGAGCAGCACAGGGUGUCCUCGCCGUCUCACUGCCUCCUUCCUCUUCCGGCCUUCCCAAGCUCGGGCCUCUGCAAGCACCGAGCCCCUGCAGGAUGGAUGGGCACCGGGCCCCUCGCCUGGCAUUGCCCUGCACCGGAGCUGGUGCCGUGCUGGGACGGGGGUGUUGGGGAGCCAGCGGUGGCGGCUGGGAGGUCACAGGCAGCGCAGCAUGGCCAUGGCAGGUCCUGCCCCAGCCCCUCUACCCUGCCCUGCCCCAGAGGAUGUGUGAGCGCUCGGUCGCCCUCAUCACAAGUGCCUGUGGCUACAGAGGGCAGGGUGGCACUCUCCAAAGGGAAUUCUGUGUGGGAAAGCCCAGCUCCUGCCAUGCUGUGGGUGUGCUGAAGGUCAGCCACCCGUGUGACCUGCUGCUGUCUGCUGGCUCCUGCCCAGCUGUGGGACUGGGGAGCUGCGCAGUGGGGCAGGGGGUUGCGGGACCCCCUCGGCCAGCCCUGUGGCCGAGCUGGGCUCUGCUCCUCUCAAGGCCUGGCACCAUAAGCGGUGCUGGGAGCAGGUGAGGUGCCUGCCUGGCUGCAUUCCUUGCGCAUGCACAGUCUCUGUAGACGUGGCUGAGCUGGUGCUCACCGUGCUGGAGGCUGGGGGUCUGUGCAUGGGAAUGUUGGAGCCUUGAGCCACUGGGAGCGAGGUAGUGGCUGUGGAGUGGGUUCCUUGAUGGGCUGUGGGUCAGGGAAGCGGGGUUAAUGGGGUGUUGGGUAGGGCUGCACAAAAGCAGGAGAGUGUCCUGAGCACAGGGUCCGGCAGCCUAGGAGGGCCUGUCCUGGAGCUGCCUGUCCCCAGACCCUCCUCCUGAUGCACCUCAGCUGUCGGUGGGGAAGGAUGGGGCUGACGCAACCCAGGGUGUGCACAUGGUGAAAACAGGAUGUGGUAUGAGGAGACAAGCAGGAUGUUUCUGGGGGCCCCACGGGACCCCACCAAGGGGCACCGUGGGUAGUAGCGGCACCUGCAGCAGCACGCAGAGACCCUGGACUCAUCCCCAUGGCCUGCCUGACCCCAGGGCUGUUGCUGUUGCCCCUCUGGUGUGGUACAGCGUGGGCCGGCAGCAGGGCUGGCUGCUGCUGUAGCUCAGGGGGCCAAAGGACACCCCGAGGCUUCUGAAGCCCACCCUCCCCUUACUCCAUAGCUGGCAUUCUGGGUGCUGUGUCUCCAUCUCGUGCUGCUGAGCAGGAUUUAGCUGAGUCAAGGCAGCCAAAGCUGAUGCAGCCUCUCCAGGGACAGGGACAGGGACAGGGAUGUCCCACUGCAGGCACAGCCCCACAGCACCUGGACUCACCACACAGGGGUCCUGCACGGAGCAGUGGGGUCCCUACAGACCCCCCAUGGCAAGGGGGCAAGUCAGUGGGGAACAACAUCCCGUGGGGACUGGCACGGCUCCUAGUCCUUCUCCUGGUUCCAGUUCUUGUCCCAGCCAGCUGUGGGAGAUGCCAUGGAGCCUGCGGAGUGCCCAGUGACCUGACCCCAGAGGAGUGCCAGGAGCUGGAGAACAUCCGCCGCCGAAAGCAGGAGCUGCUGGCUGACAUACAGCGCCUGAAGGAUGAGAUAGCAGAAGUGACGAAUGAGAUCGAGAACCUGGGCUCCACGGAGGAGAGGAAAAACAUGCAGAGGAACAAGCAGGUGGCCAUGGGCAGGAAGAAGUUCAACAUGGAUCCCAAGAAGGGCAUCCAGUUCCUGAUUGAGAACGACCUGCUGAAGAACACGUGCGAGGACAUUGCUCAGUUCCUGUACAAGGGAGAGGGCCUCAACAAGACAGCCAUCGGCGACUACCUGGGCGAGAGGGAUGAGUUCAACAUCCAAGUCCUGCAUGCCUUUGUGGAGCUGCACGAAUUCACUGACCUCAACCUUGUGCAGGCCUUGCGGCAGUUCCUGUGGAGCUUCCGGCUGCCGGGGGAGGCACAGAAGAUUGACCGGAUGAUGGAGGCCUUUGCCCAGCGGUACUGCCAGUGCAACCCUGGUGUCUUCCAGUCCACAGACACCUGCUACGUGCUGUCCUUUGCCAUCAUCAUGCUGAACACGAGCCUGCACAAUCCCAACGUGAAGGACAAGCCCACGGCAGAGCGAUUCAUCGCCAUGAACCGCGGCAUCAAUGACGGGGGGGACCUGCCUGAGGAGCUGCUCCAGAAUCUGUACGAGAGCAUCAAGAAUGAGCCCUUCAAAAUCCCUGAGGAUGACGGCAAUGACCUCACCCACACCUUCUUCAACCCCGACCGGGAGGGCUGGCUCCUGAAGCUCGGAGGCAGGGUGAAGACGUGGAAGCGGCGCUGGUUCAUCCUGACUGACAACUGCCUUUACUACUUCGAGUACACAACGGAUAAGGAGCCCCGUGGCAUCAUCCCCCUGGAGAACCUGAGCAUCCGUGAGGUGGAGGACUCAAAGAAGCCCAACUGCUUUGAGCUCUACAUCCCUGACAACAAGGACCAGGUGAUCAAGGCCUGCAAGACAGAGGCAGAUGGGCGUGUGGUGGAGGGGAACCACACCGUGUAUCGCAUCUCUGCCCCCACGCCUGAGGAGAAGGAGGAGUGGAUCAAGUGCAUCAAGGCAGCCAUCAGCCGGGACCCCUUCUACGAGAUGCUGGCUGCCAGGAAGAAGAAGGUCUCCUCCACCAAGAGGCACUAGCAGCCAGACUGGCCCUGCGAGGCCAGCCCAAGUGUCCCCCUGUCAUGGGGACAUGGGGUGUCAUGGGGUGGGGGCCACGCUGCACGCUGGCCCUUGAGGCCCAGGGCCCAGCUUCAGCUUAGCCAUUUCUUUACUGUGGGGGGAGGGAAGGGGCACGGGCAUCUCAGUGACUCUGGCCCCCCAUCACUGCCUCAUCACCACACAGCAUCUUCACAGGCUCAAGCUGGAACACAGCAGCCCUGGGAGCCCUGGCCUCAGCACCAUGGGCACCCUCCCUGCCUCUGACCCCCAGGAAGCCUGCAGCCACAUGGCACUGGGUCCCCGGCACCCGUGUUCAGACGCUCUUGGGGUGUUGCGUCAGGAGGGCGGGCAGCUGUUGGUGAGCAGCUGGCGGUUUUGGGGUGCAGGGUGUCAGCCCCAGGGGGGCCCUGCAGAGAUACAGCUCCUGGCCCUCGUUGUAGCGGGCUGGGUCUGUCCUAGGCGUCCCCUUGGACCCUCCCAGCCACCCCCUGCACUGGAAUGGUCCCACAGACGCAGGAGGGACGAAGGGCAGGGACUGUUGAUGAGCAGUGGUGCCACACAGGGCAGAGAUGUGCCCUCACCCGGCUGUGGGAGCUGUGGUUUGGAUGUGGCAGCACUCGGUGGCGUUGCCCCAGCACAUCCUUGUGUCGUGGCCCUCGUGCCGGGGUGGCGUGGUGGAGCCUGCCCUCGGGGUGGCUGCUGCUGGGGAUCUGGCUGGGUGGGGGCUGUGCCCCACCUCUCUGCCUCACAAUCGCCUGUGUCUUGUCCUGUCCCCAUCCCCACGCACGGUCUGGAGGCACCUGGAUCAGUAUUAGUCUAUUUAUCAGAGGUGUAAAUACUCCUGUAUAGUUUUCUCCUUGUAGAUUAUUUUGUAUGUGGGUGGUUCAGUGCAGAGGCCUCACAGGAGUGGGGCGGGUGGGCAGGAUUUUUUAUUCUAACCUUUUUUUUUUUUUUUUUUUUUUUAAUUUGCCAUGGCCUUGUAAACUAGUGCUGAAAAUCAGCAACAAAUAAAUACUUGCACCACGCUUC
Messenger RNA from Vidua macroura (Pin-tailed whydah), 3744 nucleotides. RefSeq names its product cytohesin 1 (gene CYTH1). Gene Ontology annotation, biological process: regulation of ARF protein signal transduction. NCBI's taxonomy places the organism in Eukaryota, Metazoa, Chordata, Aves, Passeriformes, Viduidae. The record is from RefSeq and is a predicted model, not a curated record. The transcript has 13 exons. Gene Ontology annotation, molecular function: guanyl-nucleotide exchange factor activity. Bases 1279 to 2694 code for a protein of 471 amino acids.